UUUUUCAAAAAAAAAAACAAAUACCACAUGAAAACCAUUCAAAUGUUUGGCAAUAAAAUCAACUGGAAACAUUAUCCAUUAAUAGUUUUAUCAUUAUUUAUCAUAUUCUUCUCGUAUAUCGAUGUGGUUGAAUCAAGUGAUAAUCAUCAAUCGUCGCCAAUCCUGAAUAACAAUGGAACUUCAAAUGAAACAAUGAAAAGAAAUGAAAAGACAUUUAAACCAUCAGUAUUGGGUAAAUGCACUCGUUGUCGAUUGAUGAGUAAUUCUUUAUUCGAGAUAACUCGAUCAUCAUUACUUUAUGAUGAUAAUGAUGCUCAAUCAAUGAAAAAAACCAACAACAAUUAUGAUUUCUCAAACAUUUGGAACAGGCUUUGUUUCGAUAUUAAAGCCGGUCAGGAUGAUUGCCGAUCAUAUGCUGAAGAAAAUUAUGAAAAAAUUCAUCAAUGGUGGAAUGAUCAUUCAUAUGAUAUAUUGGAUCAAUCUGAUUUAUCGUUAAUCAUCGUGAAUGGAUUAUGUAUUGAAUUUUUAAAAGUUUGCUGUCCAGAUGGACAUUAUGGCCAUGAAUGUAAACAAUGUAAUGGUUAUCCUGAUCGAAUUUGUUCGAAUAAUGGAAAAUGUGCUGGUUCAGGUACACGUUUAGGUAAUGGGAAUUGCCUCUGUAAUCAUGGUUAUACAAAUAUGAAUUGUGAUUCAUGUGCAAAAGAAUUUUAUCUAAAUCAAACAUUAUUCCAACUGAAUGGUACUAUUCAAUGUAUACCAUGUGAUUCAUCAUGUUCGGGUAGUUGUUUUGAUUCGGGACCAAAAGGUUGCCAUGUUUGUCGUAAUGGUUAUUAUUGGACAAUUGAUAAUGGUUGUAUCGAUAUCGAUGAAUGUGAAUCAUCAUCAUUAACAAUAAUGGGCAAUAAAGAUCCAUGUCCAUUAAAUUCAUUCUGUAUUAAUACUGAUGGUUCUUAUCAUUGUUAUCAAUGUGAUCCAGCCUGUAAUGGUUGUGAUGGUGAUGGACCAGAUUCAUGUUUAAAAUGUGCUGACGAUCAUAUAUUGAAAGAUGGUAUCUGUAUGAAUCCUGAUCCAAAACCAUUAAUACAACCAUAUGCAUCACCGACACGUUAUGCAACAUAUUUUGGUCUCUGUAUUGUUACCUGUAUCAUAUUUCGUCAUAAUAUCUAUGUUUCAUCUGGUAUUGGUUUAGCUGUAGCCCUUUAUAUAAUGGCAUCGGAAAAAUCAUUAGAAACCGAAUAUGGACGUACAUUUGAUAAAUGGUGGAAUAAUGUAUUUGGCUGACGAUGAUGAUAAACGAACGAACGAAUGUACAAGCAUUAGAGACAACAAAUUUUCAAGCACAACAAAAC
This is a messenger RNA of Dermatophagoides farinae (American house dust mite), 1349 nucleotides long. RefSeq names its product protein disulfide isomerase Creld2. NCBI's taxonomy places the organism in Eukaryota, Metazoa, Arthropoda, Arachnida, Sarcoptiformes, Pyroglyphidae. Gene Ontology annotation, molecular function: calcium ion binding. The record is from RefSeq and is a predicted model, not a curated record.